Messenger RNA from Pecten maximus, 4300 nucleotides. Its product is annotated as DNA replication factor Cdt1-like. Gene Ontology annotation, biological process: DNA replication preinitiation complex assembly; DNA replication checkpoint signaling; mitotic cell cycle. Bases 137 to 2239 code for a protein of 700 amino acids. The transcript has 10 exons. Gene Ontology annotation, cellular component: nucleus. NCBI's taxonomy places the organism in Eukaryota, Metazoa, Mollusca, Bivalvia, Pectinida, Pectinidae. Gene Ontology annotation, molecular function: DNA binding; DNA polymerase binding. The record is from RefSeq and is a predicted model, not a curated record.
AUAGAAGUAUCAACAAUGGCGCAGCCUAGAGUCACGGAGUUCUUUUCAGCACGGAAACGUACAGCUGAAUCACAGCCAUCAAAACGCAGGAAAGUUGUGAUUUUGUCGUCAAGUUUGGAAACGUUACCCGUUCAUAAUGAGAACGUUAGAUCGACAAGGGACAUCGUCUAGGAACAAGACUGUGGUGGAUCCCAUUCCUGACCAAUUUACUUUCAAUGCGAAGGCAGAGCCACUGGCCCAGAAAUCAAUAGAAAAAUCAAAAUCCGAGAAGAAAUCGAGGACUAAAUCGGUAAGAAGUGUACGCAAGGCAAGCACAAAAUCAUCUGACUUCAAUCAAAGUAGUAUUAAAGAUGCAUUUGAAAAGGCUAACAGAACCAGCAGUCCUACUGAAGAUGUCGGCACUUCUGAAGAAGUGACUUCGGCUUGGGACGAACACGAUGGGGUACCUUUGACUCCGUCUAAACGACCAAAGAAUGGCGACGACUCGUCUGACUCCGAUCAGACGGAGGCAACUAAGAAGCGCACAAGGAGGGGUAAAAGUAAAUCUACUAUUGCGGAAAUCGAAUCAGUCGUAACUCCAUCAAAAUCUGAAAUGUACGAACCUACAAGAAAACCGAGACAGGCCAAAAAGAAGCUUCAUCUUCGUCCAGUAAUCGAUUCGUCUAGCGAAGAAGGGAAUUCGGAGACAGAGGUUUCAUCAGAAGAACCUUCCCAGCUGUCACUGCCACCAAAGACACCUCCAGCUAUCUCUCCUAUACCAGAGACUCCCGAGAUUGUCCGCCAGCAACUGAAGAAGGGCCCAGCGAAACCAACAUCAAAGAAAGUAAAGGCUGCUAUGGCUCUCGUUAAGAAAUUACAAGAAGGCACAGUCACCAAGGGACAAACUGUUUCCAAGACUACCUACAAAAAUGAUUUAAAAGAAACCAUGACAUCAGAAAACAUCAAACAGAAAUUGUCAAAAGUUGGGGGUCUAGAAGAUUUGAAGGCACGUUUAGCAGACAUGAAAAAGACUAAAGCCAGUCUGAAGAAGGAUGUUCCAAAGCUUCAGAAGUUUGACAAAGUAGAUGUUGAAGUGCCAGUUGUCACUGAGGAAAAAACAAAGAAAGCUCCUGCAUAUGAGAGAUUUCAUGCUUUAGCUACACCAGCGCCUCCUACUCUGACAUUCCCAUACAAGUACCGACUGCUGAGUGAUAUGUUCCGCAGCAUGGACACCGUAGUGAGCAUGCUUCAUAAUCGCACAGAGGCCUGUACAUUCUCCAAACUUAAAGCUGCUGUACAGUCCAUGACAAAAAGAAAUUUUGAGGAGAGACAUGUAGGUCAGGUUAAGACGGUGUAUCCCACAGCCUAUACAUUUCGUCAGCAGAAGGGGAUCCCCGACUUCACUAGCAGUAAACCUGCCGGCUGGCAGCUUACCGUAGAGGCUAAUAUUAAUGAAGAUGACGAUGUAAAGCAGAAGAGAGUGAACUUCUCGGCAAAGGACUUGCUUAACAGACGCUGCGUCUUCCAGAACAAGAUGCUCUCCAUAGUAAAACGGCAUCACAAGGAGUUCCUGGCCAAGUUGGACAAGCCCCUCUCCAUCCCUGAUGAUAUGAUAACAAGAUGGCACCCCAAGUUUUCUGUGGAUGAGGUUCCUGAUAUAGAGGUUUCCGAGCUUCCCAAACCUGUCGUCACCCAUAAGUACACCACUGCAAAGGAUGUCCUGGAGGCGCGGCGCGGACAACUCCCAGUUAAGGUAGAAAAGGCGCUGGAGAAUGUAGCACUGACAUCUAAAGAGUCUGUAAAACAGGAAGAUGUGAAAGCAGAGGCUACGAGUGUGGCUGACACCGGCUCUACAUCCAAUUCCCAGUACAAGGGUAUACCUCAGUCACUCCUGGACAAGAUCCGUGCAAAGGAGAACAAAAAGUUAACACUUGCAAUGACAAGAAACCCUGCAGAAGAUAAACGUAUGGAGAUGUUACAGAAGUUACCAGACCUGAUGAGGAUGCUGAGGUCUCAUUUUGUCACAGAAAAAAAGUCUGCUCUUCUGUUGGAAAACGUCAUUCAGAAACUUGGAGACAGUAGUCGUAAUUUUAUACCAUAUGCUUCAAUGGAAGGUCAUGUGAAGUUGAUGAUCGAAGUCUUACCGAAGUGGCUUACCCUCGUAGAGAUAAAGAAAGGAAAAUAUGUCAAGAUGGAUAAAAAUUUAGAUCUGCAAGUCUUGGUUGAAGAAGUGAACAAACUUUUAAAGAAUAAGGGCUAGUUACAUUUCGAUGUAGUAUGGAGAGAAUGUUUGCUGUGUAGAUCCGGAGUGGUAGGUUUGGGAGUACGGAGAAAAUGUUUCGAGUGUUAGGACCAGUUGGAUUGGUAGUAUGGAGAGGAAUGCAGAAGCGCAGUGAAGGUUGUAGAAUGUUAUACUUGUUUUUAUUUUGCGUCAAUGUCAUUUUGCCUUGUUAAAUUGUUAUAUCAAAACAUGUUCUAUUGUCAUUUUAUAGUAUCUUGCCCGUUAAAUAGAAGCUGUUAUUUAUAUUUCGUCAGGAAACAAAACUAUUCUAUUGUUCUCAUCCAAAUUUACUAUCCAAAGGUGGUGCAUUCUUUUACAGAUGUUCAGUGAGGUUUCUAUUAGAACAUUUUUGUUUAGAUUAAUGCAAAAAAAUAUGAACAAUCUCUGUAAUAUACUUCAUCUGAAUAUGAGUAUUGUAGAACUUGAAAAAUGAUUCAGAUUUUUCAGUUACAAGUUUGAUUUUUGACUACUUGGUUGAUUUUUCAUAACAUUCAGAUCGUGUCCCGAGUGUCACAUCCUUAAGAUUGUACAAACUGUGGUUCUGUAAACUUUUCUUAACACUUUUCAAAGGUUGAAAAUUGUGGACAAUGUAGUGAAGCCUGAGUUUACCAACACAUUGUGGGACUAGAUCUAUGUGUCGGAUACAGUGAAACCGGACUUUACCAACACAGUAUGGGAUAGUGUCAAUGUGUCGGGUACAGUGAAACCGGACUUUACCCACACUGUGGGAUAGUGUCAAUGUGUUAGGUACAGUGAAACCGGACUUUACCCACACUGUAUGGGACCGAGUCAGUGUGUCAGGGUACAGUGAAACCUGACUUUACUGACACUGUAUGGGACCGAGUCAGUGUGUCGGGUACAGUGAAACCUGACUUUACUGACACUGUAUGGGACCGAGUCAGUGUGUCGGGUACAGUGAAACCUGACUUUACCCACACACUGUGGGAUAGUGUCAAUGUGUUGAAUAUGACAGUGUCUCUGUAAAGCCUGUGUGGGCAAUGAUAGUGGAGCAUGUUGCUGUCAGAUAGAUAUGGUCAGACGAAACAUGUUGUUGAAGUGGAUCGGUAAAAGUCGGGUUUCACUGAUAUCGAUUUGUCAGUAUCAUGAAUUCUUGAAAAUAAGGUUAAAAUGACCAAUGUACAAGUUUGUGUAAAAAUAUUAUGUAGGCAUGUGUGCAUGUAAGUUUAUUUACAUUAAAAUUUUUAAUUACGAUUUUUUGAUAGAAUAUAAUGUUAAAGUAAGGUUUCAUAUUGACACAAUUGUUUCUUGUAGUUUUGGGUUUGUUGAGAUGUUUCAUAUUUCUCAUGACAGGUAGUAAAUUUGAAGCAAUAUCAUUUCUUUUUGUGUCUAGCAGGUAUUACAAUGUAGUCUAUAUUUUGCUUUUAACUUGCAUGAUAAGAUUGUCUUGCAUCUAAUUUAUCACUUAUGGGUGCAAACAAAUAUUGCUUAAGGAAUGCAAAAUUUUCUUUAAAAAGUAAAAAAGUCAAACUGAUAUAGAUAUUGUCCUCUGGUUCAUGUGGUUUUCCUGGCAACAAAAAACUUUCCCCAGAGUUACAAAAGUUCUCAUCGAUACUAGAAGGUUCCACAGGUCCAUUGUUCAAACUUUAUAGUCAAAGUUACUCUUGUUGUAGGGAACUCGCAGUACAUUGGAUUUACUGUACUUGGUAAUUUUUCAAUUUUUAUGUCAUAAUGUGCCAAUCUUUACUAGUUUGCAUGGUAAUAAUCUGUUUUAUGUAAAAAAAUUGAAAUUUUGGAUAUUAUUUGAUUUUAGAGGCUAUAUUACAAGAUUCCAUAAGUUUAAACUUCUUUUUAUUGAUUUGGGUGACACUAUUGGGUAGGGUUUUUUUCAUUCUUUCUUGUUACAUUUUUGAUUUUAAGAUGUUUUUUUACACAGCCUAUUUAAUGUCAUUCUACCAUAUUUGGAUUCUUGGAGGGCAGUGAACAAACCCAUAUAAUCAUCUGCAUUAUUUUUCCGUUCUUUGUCAGUUAAUUAUUUGUAUAUUCUAAUCAUUAUUAAAUUGUGUGUAAUAUUUAUAUAUA